Molecule: messenger RNA, 429 nt
Organism: Penicillium robsamsonii
Lineage: Eukaryota; Fungi; Ascomycota; Eurotiomycetes; Eurotiales; Aspergillaceae
Exons: 2
Coding region: 1-429 (142 amino acids)
Molecular function (GO): peroxiredoxin activity
Source: RefSeq, a predicted model, not a curated record
AUGGCAAACAAUCAGGAACUCAAGCCUCUACACGAUACCCUAUUCUCCGAAGGCCUUCAGGUCCGCCGCGCGGUUGUCGGAGACGAAUACGUCGAUAGAGCCAUAAAGAAUGGAUCCAGCGAGUUUGCGUACCCCAGUCAGGAGCUGGUGACGGAAUGGUGCUGGGGACAUGUCUGGACGAGGCCUGGCCUUGAGAGGAAGCAGAGAAGUCUUCUCAAUAUAGGCAUGCUGAUUGCAUUGAAAUCGUGGCCGGAAUUAGGCAUUCACACCCGAGGCGCAAUAAAUAACGGUUUGACCGAGAAAGAGAUUAGUGAGGCUGUGCUGCAGGCGACUAUCUACUGCGGUGUGCCGGCUGGGGUUGAGGCGAUGAAGGUGACGGAAAAGGCUAUAUUGGACAUGAUAGAGAAGGGGGAAUAUAAACGCUCAUGA